Molecule: messenger RNA, 1862 nt
Organism: Camellia sinensis
Lineage: Eukaryota; Viridiplantae; Streptophyta; Magnoliopsida; Ericales; Theaceae
Source: RefSeq, a predicted model, not a curated record
ACAAAUCACUUGGGAAAGAAGAAGGUUGGAAGCAUAGAGGUUUCACAAAUAUAUAUGUACACUUGGUAUAAUCCUUUUUCUCCAUGAAAGGUAUCCAUUUGUUGGUACAUUGCAAAAAUCAAAAACUUGCAAGUGGUUGAAUCUUGUUCUGCCCUUUGGUUACUUUUGGAAAUCAAAAAAAAAAGUAACAAUGAAGAAGGGAAGGAGUACUAGUAAUAGUUGUGGAUUUACUACUUGUUCAUUGCCUGAAGAAAUGUUGGUGGACAUUCUAACAAGACUACCAGCAAAGGUGGUAGUCCAAUCCAAGUGCAUCUCCAAGCAUUGGUGCUCUCUGAUUGAGCAUCCCUCUUUUGUGGACUUACACCAUACCCGUGCCCAAUCUAGGCCCUACCUUGUCAUCUCCUUAAUCAACUACUCGUUCACCAAGAUACAUUUUUUCUCAGCAGAUUAUGAAGGAGGACCGGCCCAGUACUUGCUUACUGAUUUCCUCUCAGCACUUUAUCAUAUUAAACAAUCUGUCAAUGGCUUAAUAUGCGGGUACCUUAGAAAGUCUAAAUCCAUUUUCAUCGUGAAUCCUACCACUCGACAAUUUGUUACCCUUCCUCCAACACGUUUACUUUCUUAUGAUGCUAAUUCUACUUGCGAACCAUAUUUGUCAUUUGGGUUUGAUCCUUCUACCAAGCAAUACAAAGUGUUGCUCACAACUUUUAUACACAUCGAGGUGGAGGGGGAGUGUUAUGACUACUUAGAUUACAAGUGUGAAAUUUUCACUUUGGGGACACAUUCAUGGAGAGAGAUUGAUUGUCUUUCUAUUCCUUGGCACUGUGAAUUUGGUAGGGGUGGUCGUUGUGUUAAUGGAGUCAUACACUGGAGAAAUAGGAGUUCUUUUAUAUCGAAACCUUCUCCUCCUAUGAGUGCAGAUGUCAUAGUAGCAUUUGAACUGAAAAAUAAGAGAUUUCAAAUGAUUCCACUCCCUAGGGGACCAUCAUGCAUGCGUCAUCUACGAGAACUUGGUGGCCAUUUGGUAGCUUGUGGUGAACACACAGAAAAUGGUUGGGAGGAGCUUUGGAUUUUGCAAGACUAUGAGAAUUGGAUUUGGGUCAAAGAGAUAAUGAUGCCUGCUCUUGAUUGGGGUCGAGAGGGAGAUCCUUAUAUUGUCGGCGCAAUUCAGACAGGUGAAAUACUUCUACAACCUUCACGGAUACAUGACCUCUGGAAUAUUUACUAUUAUGAUCAGAAUAGGAAAUCUUUUAGAAAGAUUAAGAUCACAGGACUUCCUGAUUCAGAGUUCUUCGGCAGGCGUGGUAGGAAUGCCUUACAUGUCACUAAUUAUGUCGAAAAUCUAUUUUCCUUGAGUGAUAUUUGAAAUUUGAAGGAAUUCCUUUUUUCCUAAUUUGUUAGGGAAGGUCAGUGUAAUUUAUACCAAAAAUAUAUACGUAGUAUUCACAUGGCCAUUUCCAGUCAUUUGUGGCAUAUUCAAAGCAAACACUUAUUUGCUCAAGCUUUUUAUUUUUAUUUUUAUUUUUAUUUUUAUCAUUUUUUUCAGCUUUUACUACUGGAUUUAAAAAAUGUAGGUAAAUUUCACUUCACCUGCAUGUGGUUUUGCCGAUGUGUUAAUUACCUCUCUCAGUUAGAAAUAACCACAUAAUUUUCUUGUGAUUUAUAAACUAAAGUGCAUCGUUAAACAUUUUGUUCAAUUUAAUAGUAAAUUAUUAUUUUUAAAAUCGUACCAGACAUGAAGGGGUUAUAUGUGUAUUUUCAAUUAUUAUUUUUUUUAUGGGAAUUCAUUUUCAAAUUUUAAUAGGGUAAAUUGCACAUGAAAUAAAACAUAGGAGCUUAAAUUGUAUUUUGCCUCCCAAACA